This is a messenger RNA of Coffea eugenioides, 531 nucleotides long. RefSeq names its product CASP-like protein 4D1. NCBI's taxonomy places the organism in Eukaryota, Viridiplantae, Streptophyta, Magnoliopsida, Gentianales, Rubiaceae. The record is from RefSeq and is a predicted model, not a curated record. The transcript has 3 exons. The coding region runs from base 1 to 531 and encodes 176 amino acids.
AUGUCUCUGCCUAACUAUGACAUUGAAGAGCCUCGUCCUUCAAAGGUGCCACAAAUCAACUUAGCUGCGAGAUUGGUGACCUUUGCAUCUCUCGCUAUUACAAUGGUGGUCUUGCAAACUAACCGCGUUACAUUCACAGAUUCAAAGAAUGACAAGUUCAGACUGACUUACAACUCUUAUCAUACCUAUGAGUAUACGUUUUAUGUUUCGACAGUUGGACUCAUCUACAGUGCCGUUCAAGCUCCAUUUGCCGGGUUCUAUGUAAUAGUGAAAAGACGAGUUUUCAACAGUGAUACCUUACUGCGGUUAGAAUUCUACUGUGACAAGCUCGUGACAUUGCUACUGGGACUUGCAGCCGGUGCAUCAUUUAGUGCGACGAAGGAGCUAAAGGAGCACGCACUCGAGAAAGAAUCCAGCUUAAUGCAGUAUUUUAACAUGAUGUUUAUUGCAGCUACAUUUGUUUUCACUGGAUGCUUGGGUUCUACAAUUUCUUCAAUUUUUUCAUCACGGGCUUUCCCAAAAGGUGAAUAA